AUGGAAUCCAAAUUGUGCACAAUUCUGAUGAUGAUGAUAAUUCAAUCACUGCUAUUAUCAAUAUUAGGAGGAAUUAAUAAAGCAGCACCAAAGCGCUUAGACUUGGAUUCUGCUAUAAGAAGAUUUUCCAAAGCUAUCACAUUUGAAACGGUUUCCAUGGACCCUGGAGUGUCAAAUGUUACCGAACUUAAUAAAUUUAAAAAUUAUUUGGAAAAAGCGUAUCCCUUGAUUCAUUCUACGCCCUGGAUUCAGAGGCAGAUAGUGGGUAGUCUGAGUAUAGUAUACACGAUAAAGCCACUGCGUGAAGAGAAAAAUGAUUCUACUAAGAAACCAUGGAUAUUGCAAGCUCACCAAGAUGUAGCUCCCGUCUUUGAUCUUCACAAAUGGGACGCCCCUCCGUUUAGCGGGCAAAUUUUAUACAAGCCCCAAAGCUUACACCAGAUACUUUAUGACCCAAGGACCAACAAGGGUAGCAAGAACUUUUCGACAAGCGAUCCGGAUCUUAAGGAUUACUAUGUAUACGGAAGGGGUACUAUGGACUCGAAGCACAUUAUUAUGGCCAUCAUGGAGGCCGUCGAAUUGAUGAUAGGGCGUGGACAGAGACCCCUCCACAAAACGUUGAUCCUAAGUUUUGGGCAUGACGAGGAAGUCGGAGGAUUAUAUGGCGGUAAAAAAGUUGCCCAAAUGUUAGAGAACGCGUACCCGUAUCCAACCGACGGAGGAAAACCUAUAGACUUUUUACUGGAUGAGGGAUUCAGCAUUAUUAAAGAUAUUCUUCCUCAAAAUAUGAGAAUAGCUCCAAUUGGCGUGUCGGAAAAAUAUGUCAUGAACGUCAAUCUAAGCGUGGUGACAGCGGGAGGUCAUUCCAGCGUUCCUACAAAAGAAAACGCCUUAAUUAUAUUAUCGAACGCUUUGGUCAACAUCGAUUCCAACAAAUUUCCCUCUAUUUUUGCUCACCCAGGAACGCCCGACAUAGAAAUUUUGAAACGCAUCGCUUACUUAUUUCCGCAACCCUAUAAACUACAAAUGGAAAACGCGGCUUUAUAUAGGAAGGCAUUAGAAAAUAUCACGCUGGAUAAUGAAAUGAUAGACGCUUUCACUAGAACAACCGCUACAGCGACGCAAGCUAAGGGUGGAAUCAAAUACAACGUAGUACCCAAUUACGCAGAAGCCAACGUCAAUCUCCGAGUUCUUCCUUUGCAAGAUCCCGAUGAAGUUUUGAAAUAUGUUGCUCAAAUAAUAAACGACCAAAGGGUAAAGGUGCAACUUAACACUAUGUCUCCAAGAAGCCCCAUAUCCGAUAUUGACACCAUUGCUUUCAGAAAACUCGAAGUGAUUAUUGAAGAAUUUUUCAAUAGAACUAUAGUCGUACCAGCGAUCUUUAACGCCGGCACGGACUCUAAGCAUUUUUCCAGAAUCGUGGAUAACGUAUACAGAUUCUCUCCCCUAAGAAUGAACAUGGAUGAUAUAUCGAGGAUACACGGUAUCAACGAAAGAACUUCCGUUGCCGAUUUUUACAAUUGCGUUAGAUUUUAUUAUUAUUUGAUCGAAUUUGUUGCUGAGGGGUUGGAAGAUGAUACAAAAGUUUCAAAAAUGGCGGCCAAAAAUGUGAAAACGGCUUCAAAGGAAGCGGCAAAAAAUGGGAAAGCGAUUUCAAAGGACGCGGCUAAAAAUGUGAAAGCGAUUUCAAAGGAAGCUAAUAAAAAAGGAAAAAAUAUUAAACCGAAAAAGAUAUGA
Messenger RNA from Gordionus sp. m RMFG-2023, 1737 nucleotides. RefSeq names its product N-fatty-acyl-amino acid synthase/hydrolase PM20D1.1-like. Lineage: Eukaryota; Metazoa; Nematomorpha; Gordioida; Chordodea; Parachordodidae. The record is from RefSeq and is a predicted model, not a curated record. Gene Ontology annotation, biological process: amino acid metabolic process. Gene Ontology annotation, molecular function: hydrolase activity, acting on carbon-nitrogen (but not peptide) bonds, in linear amides. Bases 1 to 1737 code for a protein of 578 amino acids. The transcript has 9 exons.